UGGCAUUUGCCAAAUUAAGAGCAGAUUUACGGUCAGAACCACUAGAGGAUGCAGAUAAAAAGGUUCUGUUCGUAGAUGGCUCUUGUUAAAGGGACUAUGAUGGAAAUCAUGCAGGGUUCUCAGUCGUGCAGCAGGAUCAGUCGAGCUAUAAGAUUAUUAGGAUGGAAUCCUGUCCCCAAUCAUGUUCCGCCCAACUAGCAGAAAUCAAAGCCCUGACAGCUGCGUAUGAAGUGAUGGAAGGUGAGACAGUAGACAUCUAUACUGAUUCGGCAUAUGCUCAUGGAGUAUGCCAUUUGUUCGAGUCAGUGCGGAAGCAGAGAGGUUUUUAAAAAAGUAGCGGAGAUCCCAUACAACAUUGUCAGCAAAUUCUAGACUUAAUAGAAGCCAUGAUGAAACCUAAAGCAUUGGCUAUAGUAAAAUGCCGGGCACAUAAAAAGGGAAAUGAUGUAAUAACAAAGGGAAAUCAAGCUGCGGACGAGGCAGCCAGAAAAGUGUCUGGGUGUACGUCAGCUGUCAUUGUCCCCCAGGUAAGCCUAGCUCCAGAACCUGACGUAAUUGAAAUACAAGGUAAGGCAACUUUGGCAGAACAGACAAUGUGGAGAAAAAGGGGGACCAAGCAGAACCCAGAAGGCUUGUGGAGCACGCAAGACGGUUUGUUGGUAGCACCCACCCCUCUCCUGACGAUUCUGAUUUCAGAAGCGCAUGGGAUGGACCAUUGUGCAAGGGGGGAAGUGAUAAAGAAAAUAAAGAAGGAUGGUUUUUGGUCACCUUAUUUACAGGCUUCAGUGGCCUUUGUCUUGUCACAGUGCGAGGUAUGCGCACAGAAUAAUGUUCGAAAGGGAAUUACAACCCCAAUAGGCCACAUUCCUGGACCUGAAGGACCAUUUAAACAUCUAGUGAUCGAUUACGUAGACAUGCUAAAGACAGUGAGAGGGAAAAGAUACAUGCUGGUAGUAAUUGAUCAAUUUAGCAGAUGUGUGGAGGCGGUACCUUCAAAAGAUCAAGGGGCAAAGACAGUGGUAAAAUUUCUGACAAAUGAAGUGAUCCCAAGGUUUGGAAUACCUACAGAAGUUAGCUCAGACAAUGGUUCAGCUUUUAUCCAGAAAGUGGUCAAACUGGUACUACAGGCGCUGAGGAUAAAGCAAAGAUUUGGAUGUGUAUACCACCCUCAGUCGCAGGGCAUGGUAGAAAGAAUUAAUGGAACCCUGAAAGCCAAACUAAACAAAAUUUGUGCAGACACUAAA
Molecule: messenger RNA, 1244 nt
Organism: Hypanus sabinus (Atlantic stingray)
Lineage: Eukaryota; Metazoa; Chordata; Chondrichthyes; Myliobatiformes; Dasyatidae
Exons: 1
Biological process (GO): DNA integration
Molecular function (GO): nucleic acid binding
Source: RefSeq, a predicted model, not a curated record